GCCAUUUCUUCAGAAACAAAAACCAUGUACGUUAGAAUUUUAGGUUUGAGGUUAUAAUGUUGAACAGAACUACACAAAUAUUACUUUGAAAUAAUAUCAAUGAGGUAAUCUUUAUAUUCUCUUGGAGUUUAUGAAGUUGAUAAAAGUGUGGUGGUCUCAUCACUAAAAUAGUAUCGGCGCUAUAAAAAUCAGGUUAAUAUGAAGGACCUCACGCAUUAUUUCAACUCACCUUCGCCAUCUUUGAAGAAACCUGAGACAAGUCCAGCUGAAAAUAAAACUUUAGUGGAUGAGAAAACACCAAAAAUGAAUAAAAAGGUCAGAAAGAAGAGAUUAAAACUUGAUAAGUUGACUCCUCCUCAGACUGCAGACAGCAAACAGGAUCUUCCUAUUGCUGAAAAUGGGACUGAAGUUGCAAAAAGUGAAGUAGUAAAUGGUGAUUCCAGUGUUAUUGAGGUUGGCAGUGAUACAGGUUGUAAUACAGCAAGUGAAAGAAAGAAGAAAAAGCGGAAACUAUCUCCAAGCUGCGAAGAUGCGUCAAAGCGAACAAAACGGAAAGUAGCAAAAGGUAGAUUGAAAAUUAUCAAUGUUCCUUCAGAUUCUCCGGACUCGUCGAAUUCUCCAAAACCACAGUUGGAAGUCCCGAACGAUUCCGGGCUAGCCAAAGAUAUCCUAGUGAAUUCUUUACUGGUUGACAAGUUGAGUAUGUUGGUUAGUGACCAUGAAGACGAUGGUGGCUAUGAGAUUGAGGAUGAUUCAGACCAAGACGAAGAUUACAGUUCGAAGAAGGUUAAGCGAAAGAGAAAGAAGAGGAAGAGCACAAAAAGGACGUCCGUUGAGAAAGAUGGAACAGUGGCAACACCUCUGGUGAAUGACAAUUUAGGGGAGAAAGAAAGUUCGGAAAAGAUUGUAGAAGUUGAACCUGUGGCAGAGAAAAGGAACAGUUUGUUCAGUUACUAUUCGAAAGUUGAUAAAAGUGUGAUAAACAAGGAGAGAACGUCGGAGAAGAUUAGAGUACAAGCACUUGUGCAUACUCCGCCCAGUGAGAAACGUCGAUCCUCGUCGAAUCACACUCCGUCUUCGUCUGCUAAAGCAUCGUUGAAGAAAAAGUUUAUUCGUCUGCAAAGGGAAUUGAUGAAAGCUUCCGAUGCCAUCGAGGUUGUAAGUUCGGAGGAAAUAGUGCAAUCUGGGACACUGAAUGCCGAAAACAGCUGUGAUACGAGUGCCACGUUAUUGAAUGAUAGUAAUAGUUGUGUUGCGGCUGAAUUGGACGUGAAAACUGUUCAUGAUUGGAAGAUAAAAAUCAACUCUAAACUCACAAAAUCAGAAUCUGUGAGUACAGAAGAUACGCUUGAUAAUGAAAAUGAACCACCCAAUUCGAAUACCAACAAUGCAUCUGAUACACUUUCCAAGAACGAUUUCAACAAGCUGUUGUCAAAUAAAAGAACACGAAAACCUAAUCCAAAGUACUCAGAAACUGUUGAUAAGAGUGAAAAAUCCAGCGAAACCACCGCGAAUAAAGUGAAAAAUAUCAAGAGACAAUCGAAAUUGAAGAAAUCUCCUCCUUGUCCAACCAUUGAUUUAGAUGAAUCCUCAAACGAUUCAGUUUGUGAAGCAAGAGUUGUUAGGGAAUCUAAUGCCAACAAAAAUUUAAAUAAAAAUGCUAAAAUAAGUAGUAUCAACGGAAAGUCUGCAGGAUUGAUGGCAAAGUUCCUAGGAAAAAGCUUGGUCACACCGAAGGAAACCGUUUCGAAAAUCGUGAAAGUCGAUCCCUCGGUUUUGAUAGCUCGACAAAAGUUCUUGAAAAGCGGUUUGCCUGAUGACUUCCGCCAAAAAAUUGCUAGUCAAAUUGAUGAAAACAUUCCCGACCCUCCGCCUUUCCCCAGUGUGAGUCACAUACAGCAGCGUGAUCCUAUGCGCCUUAUAUGGAAUAUUCCUGAGCCUCAACUGCUGAAGUUAGGACCUUCGCCCACCAUUGACCUCGAAUUAUCCUCUGAUUGGCAGAGCCUAUUUCCGGAUUCUCAAAGUGACUCAUCCGAGCACUCAGACAAUGGGGAGCCCAUCAAGAAGAUUAGAAACAAAUCUUUCAUCAAAGAUUUCCUUCGAACGAAAGCUAACACUCAACAGUCAGUCAACGAUCGGUGGGCUUUGAUGAAAAAGUUGAAGAGCUCUGGUGUUGACUCAGCAUGCUGGACGGAUAUCUACAAGCCAAAAGCCAGUAACGACAUACUGGGUAACAAGAGCUGUGUAGAAAGAUUCAAAAUUUGGCUGGAAACUUACAAAAAUACAGUUGUCAAACAGACUGGUGAGGAAGGAAGCAGUGACGAUUUUGUGCAUUCGAGCGAUGAUUCUUGCUCCUCGCCCAAAGAACGAAUCUGCAUUAUAUCGGGACCAAUCGGAUGCGGCAAAACUAGCACAGUGUAUGCAGUCGCCCAAGAACUGGGCUAUAAGGUUUUGGAAGUGAAUGCCUCGCAUAAUCGUAACGGGAAAAAAGUAACCGCCGACCUUUCAGAGGCCACACAGUCACAUCAAGUCGAGCAUGGAAGUUUGAAAGAUAUUUUCAACAACAGUCGAAAAGUGAAGAAAAAGAAAACAAGAAUAAGCAGUUAAAAAGUGAUG
Molecule: messenger RNA, 2616 nt
Organism: Nilaparvata lugens (brown planthopper)
Lineage: Eukaryota; Metazoa; Arthropoda; Insecta; Hemiptera; Delphacidae
Product: ATPase family AAA domain-containing protein 5-like
Exons: 11
Coding region: 199-2607 (802 amino acids)
Cellular component (GO): nucleus
Molecular function (GO): ATP hydrolysis activity; DNA clamp unloader activity; ATP binding
Source: RefSeq, a predicted model, not a curated record